AUGAAGUUUUUAACAUUUCUCUGCUUCCUUCUUUUGGGCCUCCUUUCCUUUCACGAUGUCACAAGUACCAAGGAUAUUCCAGCCCAACAGGCUGACACUCCCCUAACUCCACUGAACAAAUUCGACAAGUACUUUCUACGCAUGUACAACAAAACCUCUAGAUUACAACAAGGCGCAGGGGGCUACGUAAAUGGAGUUAACAUGAAGAAUACCGUUUUCAUUUUGUACUUUUUCGCAAAAUGGUGCCACGCUUGUAAAAUGCAGGGAAGCGAAAUGGAGAAACUGGAAAAGUACUACGGCAAGCGAAUAUACAUUUUGAAGGUGGACAUAGACCAAAACGAAGCAAUGGCCAGAAAAUUCGCCGUCAAGUCUCUACCUACAAUUAUCAUCAUGAAAAAUAAGGCAGUACUGGCGAGGAAAGAUCACUACGUCACGAGUAACGAUUUGGUGUCUCUCGUAAGAAAACAUUUAUGA
Molecule: messenger RNA, 474 nt
Organism: Plasmodium knowlesi strain H
Lineage: Eukaryota; Apicomplexa; Aconoidasida; Haemosporida; Plasmodiidae
Product: thioredoxin (thioredoxin-2 precursor)
Exons: 4
Coding region: 1-474 (157 amino acids)
Cellular component (GO): cytoplasm
Molecular function (GO): oxidoreductase activity, acting on a sulfur group of donors, disulfide as acceptor
Source: RefSeq, a predicted model, not a curated record